GUCAAGUUAUAAAAUCAUGCUGUCUGCUUAUUCCCCCCUAAGACUACAAUUCAACCUGACACCAACUAGUACUCAUCAACUAAGUACUGUCCCCCCAAAUUCAACAUUUUACCUCACGCCGUCUCGUUUGAAUCUACCUCCUUUCGACAUAACCCAAUUACAACCAUGAAUUAUCAAAAGGAACUGCUCCCAAUUCCAGACUUGUCUGGUCAGUCGGUCGGCGACGAUCGUUUCAAGUUGCUCGAGUUGAUUGGCUUUGGUGCCUCCGGAACUGUCUAUCGUGCUCUCGACACUCAGUCAGACCCAUGUGAUCCUGUUUACUAUGCCAUCAAGUGCUUGCUAAACACGGAACUCUCCCAAGAUGGCCUCGUAUGGCAGAAACGGGAGAUCGCAUGCCACUGGUUGGCAUCCAGGUCGUCAUCACCACACAUCUGCAAACUUCACCAAAUCAUCGAGGAAGGACUAUAUAUGUACUUCGUACUCGACUACUGCCCUGGUGGUGACCUCUUUACGGCCAUCAAGUUGCGAAAGUAUGAGGGCAAUGUCCCGCUCAUUAAGAAGGUAUUCAUUGAGCUUCUCGAUGGCGUACAUGCAUGUCAUUCCGUUGGCGUAUAUCACCGUGAUUUGAAACCAGAGAACAUUCUCUGUGUCGAGCCCGGGUCGGGCAUCCGUAUUGCAGAUUUUGGGCUGUCGACCACAAAACUUAUCAGUCGGGAAUUCAACGUAGGUAGUUGGGAUUACUUGAGCCCUGGUAUGUCAACAUUCACAUGGGGUCAUUAUCUGAUAUUUUACUUUUCAGAAUGUAAUUUCGAGUCCGGGAGCCCUCAUUACUCGUCACUUCACUCGGACAUCUGGUCGUUGGGUGUUAUUCUGGUGAACAUGGUCUCGGGUCGUUCUCCUUGGGGACCCGCAACGCCUUCGGAUCAAAACUUCCGGAAAUACAUCAACAACCCUAAUUUCCUUCUCGAGGUCCUUCCUAUUUCAAAAUCUUUCAACGAAAUCCUCAAGCGAAUAUUUCACCUACGAGAGUCUGCACGGAUUAGCCUUUUGAGGCUCAGAGAAGAGAUCAUAAACCUUGAUACCUUCUACCCCAGCGAAGUCAUCGCCUCGAAGGACGCACGAGAACCCGCUCGCAAGUAUACUACAUACCCCCCACAUCAAGCCAUGGCUGCAUGUGCUAAAGCUUCCUACUGGUCAUCUGACUCCUCCGCUGAUAGCGGAGCCCCACAGCGACCUCAGUGGGAUUACCGCAGUUCUGCACCAGCAGUCCAAUGGCCUGGCGAUAUUGCGGGAAUUGAGAGGACAUCCUCACAUCUUCGCAUAUACGAUGGGGAUCGAUCUUUGUCACUGGCACCCCUAUCGCUCUGCUCUACGUGUUCUGUUUCUGAGAGCGAAGAAUCCAUCACUCCAGAAAAUUGCCCGCAUGAGCCCAUGAUACACCCGUCCGACCUGUUUGGCCAAAAAGGGCUGAUGUUCUAUUCUCUACCUCCUCCCCCUUAUAUUCAUCCAAGUUAUCUUUGCGAUAUUUGUCUGCGGUUAUUAUCCCCGAGUUCUGUCAUUUCAAGUUGUGUGGAUACUGGGGGAAAGAUGCAGGCCGUCUCGACGAUAUAAGGGCUGUAGCGGUAGAACUUUGAUCUUUGUUCUAACAUUUAUUACCAUUUGUUGACGUAGAAACUGUAUUGAAU
Suillus subalutaceus is the source of this 1685-nucleotide messenger RNA. Its product is annotated as serine/threonine protein kinase, negative regulator of sexual conjugation and meiosis. Gene Ontology annotation, biological process: intracellular signal transduction; protein phosphorylation. The transcript is spliced from 2 exons. Bases 166 to 1611 code for a protein of 481 amino acids. The record is from RefSeq and is a predicted model, not a curated record. NCBI's taxonomy places the organism in Eukaryota, Fungi, Basidiomycota, Agaricomycetes, Boletales, Suillaceae. Gene Ontology annotation, molecular function: protein serine/threonine kinase activity; ATP binding.